AUGUCUAACAUCACGACAGUGACAGAAUUCCUCCUUCUGGGAUUCUCCGACAUCCGGGAGUGGCAGUUGAUCUACACUGCGUUGUUUCUUCUUAUCUAUAUGGCAGCUCCAAUGGGGAAUCUCCUCAUCAUUGCUAUCACCACCCUUGACCGGCAGUUCCACACUCCCAUGUACUUCUUCCUCAAGAACCUGUCCAUCCUUGACCUUGGCUACAUCUCCGUCACAGUUCCCAAAUCCAUCUUCAAUUCCCUCACCAAUGUCAACUCCAUCACUCUGCUGGGCUGCGCUGCCCAAGUAUUCCUCGCAUUUUUAUUCGGUGGAUCAGAGUUGGCCCUGCUCACAGUGAUGUCCCACGACCGCUAUGUCGCCAUCUGCCGCGUAGGGAUGUUGGCUGCCUCUUGGUUUAGCAGUUGUUUGAAUGCCAUCAUUUACACAACCAGCACCUUCUCUCUAUCCUUCUGUGGCCCCAACACUGUCCACCAGUUCUUCUGCGAUGGUCCCCAGUUGCUUAGAUUGGCAUGUUCCACUAACCAUGUCACAGAAGAUAUGAGUUUAGCCAUCACCGUCUGCUUAGUUUUCUUCUGUUUCGUGCUCAUCGUGGGCUCCUACGUCCGCAUCUUCUCAGCAGUGCUGAGGAUGCCGUCGGUGGAGGGCCGCUCCAAAGCCUUCUCUACAUGCCUUCCCCACAUGUUCGUCGUCACUCUGUUCGUCACAUCUGGCACCUCUGCCUACCUAAAACCAAUAUCAGACACUCCCUCUGCACUGGACCUGCUGGUGUCUGUGUUCUAUGCUGUUGUGCCGCCUACACUUAAUCCCCUCAUCUACAGCCUGAGGAACCGGGACAUGAAGGCAGCGAUGGGAAGGCUGCUAUAG
Tachyglossus aculeatus (Australian echidna) is the source of this 873-nucleotide messenger RNA. Its product is annotated as olfactory receptor 14A16-like. The transcript has 2 exons. Lineage: Eukaryota; Metazoa; Chordata; Mammalia; Monotremata; Tachyglossidae. The record is from RefSeq and is a predicted model, not a curated record. Gene Ontology annotation, biological process: G protein-coupled receptor signaling pathway. Gene Ontology annotation, molecular function: G protein-coupled receptor activity; odorant binding; olfactory receptor activity. Gene Ontology annotation, cellular component: membrane. Bases 1 to 873 code for a protein of 290 amino acids.